Molecule: messenger RNA, 6357 nt
Organism: Tachysurus fulvidraco (yellow catfish)
Lineage: Eukaryota; Metazoa; Chordata; Actinopteri; Siluriformes; Bagridae
Gene: col18a1a
Product: collagen type XVIII alpha 1 chain a
Exons: 41
Coding region: 87-5135 (1682 amino acids)
Molecular function (GO): protein binding
Source: RefSeq, a predicted model, not a curated record
GCAUAAACAUUUCUUCUGAAAGUGUCAGUGGUUAUAGAAACAUAUCAAAUAGCAAUAGCUCUAAUUGGCAUGCUGAUCUUAAUAACAUGACACAGUAUUCUCAUGAAUACUCUGUCUCAAAUGAUUUACUAACUGUAGAAAGCAAUCAGUCUUUCUCUGCUAGUGAGACACCUGCCACUGAAUCUCCACACUGUCUGUUGGUAGAUUUUGAUUUGCCAUUUUGUCAUAGUCUGAAAAAUGGUAGUUUCACAAUACCCAACUUUCUUAACCAGAGCAGUGUGGAGGAUGUGCAGUCAUUUCUGGGUGAGUGGGCAUUUCUCAUUCAGUCACACUGCCACAAUGCAGUGGAGUGGUUUUUCUGUUUGCUGGCAAUGCCACGCUGCGGGGUGCCAGGCCUGUCCACACAGAUGCCAUGCCGCAGCUUCUGCGAGGUCCUGAUCGACAACUGCUGGACACUCCUGGAGGACAGACGCCUCCCAGUGGAAUGCAGCUCACUCCCUGAGGAGGGUGAUGAUGGCAAUCAAUGCUUGUCCAUUAGUACCCAGAAAGCAGAGAAAGGUGUUUCGCUCUCGCAGUUGAUUGGUUACCCUCUUCCAAAAGGCAUCACCAGGAGUUAUGAACCAGACUCUGGCUUAGUGUUUGAUCAAAACUCCAAGACUGGUCAGCUGGCUCGUGUGCACCUGCCCAAAUCUUUUUACCGUGACUUCUCUCUUAUGUUCAACCUGAAGCCCACUUCCACCAAAGCUGGAGUGAUCUUCUCAAUCACCGACACCAACCAGAAAAUCAUGUACAUCGGGGUGAAGCUUACACCCAUGAAGGACCAAAAGCAGAAUAUUGUCCUUUUUUACACCGAGCCAGACUCCCAGACAUCCUAUGAGGCUGCAAGCUUCACUGUUCCCUCCCUUGUCAACACCUGGACUCGUUUCUCUCUCAGUGUGUUGGAUGAUAAAGUUACCCUCUACCCCAGUUGUGACUCAGAACCCAAGGUGCUGCCCUUUGAACGUUCUCCGGAUGAAAUGGAGCUGGAUCCAGGAGCCGGGAUCUUUGUGGGUCAAGCUGGAGGAGCUGAUGAUGAUAAGUUUGUGGGUGUUAUUGGAGAUCUAAAGGUGGUCGGAGACCCUCGUGUAGCUGCACAUUAUUGUGAGGAAGAAGAGGAUGAUUCCGAUGGAGCCUCUGGUGAAUAUGGAAGUGGUUUUUUCGGCAGUGGUGAUCACCCAGUCUCGACCACAAGUCAACCUUCCAAACCCCUACAACAACCUCCAGUGAACCCGACAGUGGUAACCGUGAGCAAGGAUGUGCAGAAAGGCUAUGAUGGCUAUGGACGAAUUUCUGGCUCAUACGGCGAUUCCCGUCGAACAUCUGGCUCACACGUUAAUUCUGGACGAUCUUCUGGUUCAUAUGGCACUUCUUCUGGCACUUAUGACCAUUCACAACGAAUAUUUGACUCUCAUGACAAUUCUGAAUCAACAUCUGAUAUAUAUGAAGAUUCCCGGCAUACAUCUGUCAAAGCUGAUGGCAAGCGAACUUCGGUUUGGAUCCACGAUAGCAAGCGAACCUCAGACCGAACUGCCGAUUCAGGGAGAAUUUCAAGCUCAGGGAGGGCAAAAGGUUUGUCUGAGAGCUCCCGACAUAUAAACACCGUGAGUUCUGGUGGCCGUGAAGUUUCUGGCUCCGGUGCUGAUGCUGGAACUUCCAGCUCCCAAGUGCUGUCAGGUGCAGGAGUUCGGGGAGAAAAAGGUGAUAAAGGAGACAGAGGACCUAAAGGAGACCGUGGUCUUCAGGGCCCCAAGGGAGAUCCAGGGUCCAGUAUCGGAUCUGGAGGCGGAGACGGUGCUAAAGGAGAGAAAGGUAGCCAAGGAGAAAAAGGAAUCAAGGGUGCUGCAGGAUUUGGCUAUCCUGGAUCAAAAGGUGACCAAGGACCUGCUGGUCCUCCAGGUCCUCCUGGUCCUCCUGGGCCAAGUGUUGACAUCGUGGAUAGGGAAGACGGCUCUGUAGUUCAGAGUAUCGCAGGGAUGAGGGGACCUGAAGGACCUCCAGGACCUAAAGGACAGCAGGGAAAUGAUGGAGAACCUGGUGACCCUGGUGAAGAUGGAGCUGUUGGACCAAUCGGACCACGUGGUUUCCCAGGAACCCCUGGAGAUUCUGGAGCUAAAGGAGAAAAAGGUGACAAGGGGGAAGGUCAUCCCGGACCCAGGGGACCACCAGGACCUCCGGGACCUCCAGGACUCUCGUAUCGCUCAGACAGGCCUACAUUUGUGGACAUGGAGGGCUCUGGCUUUAAUGAUCUAGAGAGUUUGCGGGGAUUGCCUGGUUUGCCUGGUCCUCCUGGCCCACCUGGCCCACCUGGAGCCCCAGGAUCUGAAGGUAGUUCUGCUGCUUCACAUGCUUCUGUUUCCGGCGUCUCCGGACCUACUGGUCCACCUGGAAAGGAUGGUGCUCCAGGACAAGCGGGACUUCCAGGUGCCCCGGGUUCUGACGGAAAGCCUGGCCUGCCUGGUCCUAAAGGAGAAAAGGGCUCACAGGGGCCUGUAGGAGGACCCGGGCAGCCUGGUCUCGCUGGCCUACCAGGACCAAUGGGACCUGUGGGACCUCCUGGGCCUCCUGGGCCUCCUGGGCCUGGCUACCAUGUUGGAUUUGAGGACCUGGAGGGUUCAGGUGUAAAUGGUUAUGGUGGCGUGCCUGGGGUCAGAGGACCAGAAGGCAUACGGGGUCCACCUGGUCUGCCGGGUCAGCCUGGUGUACCUGGACAGAAAGGAGAUAAAGGUAGCGACGGAAAUCCGGGAACAGUUGGCCAUCCUGGACUUGAUGGCUUUCCUGGCCCACAGGGACCUAAGGGUGACCGAGGAUUUAAAGGAGACAGAGGUGAUCCAGGUCGCGAUGGUGUUGGCCUUCCAGGACCACCUGGACCACCAGGAGAGAUCAUCUAUCGGUCUCCAGACGUUCUUGAGGUUGACGGACGUCUGUCUGGCAUCCCUGGUCAAGCAGGAUUCCCAGGCCCAAUAGGACCGAAGGGUGAUAAAGGAGAUUCCGGUGCUCCAGGACAUAGCAUUAAGGGUGAGAAAGGAGAACCUGGUGUGGUUAUUGGACCUGAUGGAAGCCCUCUGUUUCUUGGUUCAUCACUUGGUCAUAAGGGUGAUAGAGGACCUGCUGGACCUGUUGGACCCCCUGGACCAUACGGUCCUCCCGGCAUGAAGGGUGAAAUCGGAAUGCCAGGCAGACCCGGACGGCCAGGUAUAAUUGGAAGUAAAGGAGAAAAAGGAGAGUCCGGCUCUGGUUCAGGAUACAGUUAUCCAGGUCCUCCAGGUCCUCCAGGUCCACCAGGUCCACCGGGACCAUCAACAUACCCUACAGAUCUAAAUAGAUUUGGUAGAUAUGAGGACUCUGCAAGAGUGUACCAAGGUGCGAAAGGAGAGAAGGGAGAUCGUGGGCUCCCUGGUAUUGCUGGGGCACCAGGCAACUUUGAUGUUUUCACGCUGAAGAAUGAGCUGAAGGGUGAUCGUGGAGACCCCGGGCUGAAAGGAGAGAAGGGCGAGCCGGGCGGACACUACGGUUCUCACUAUGGAGGUGUGCAGGGACCACCAGGACCUCCUGGUCCUAAAGGAGAUUCUAUUGAAGGGCCACCUGGUCCACAGGGUCCACCAGGACCUAGUGGUUAUGAAGGUCGUCCAGGAAACCCAGGAUUACCAGGACCUCCUGGGCCACCUGGUUUACCCUCAUUACCUGGCGCUCACAGACCUACAAUCAGUAUUCCUGGCCCUCCUGGUCCUCCUGGUCCACCUGGCCAAAGCGCUGGAGUGACAGUACUGAGAACAGUUGCCUUGAUGCUUGCAACAGCACAGAGACAACCAGAGGGUUCUCUGUUUUACCUAACGGACACAAGCGAUCUCUAUGUCAGAGUGCGUGAUGGUGUCAGAAAAGUCAUGCUUGUGGAUCAUAACCCCUUCUACAGAGAUUCAAACAAUGAGGUGGCAGCAGUACAGCCUCCCCCAGUAGUGCACUACCCUCCAAGCCACUCAAAUAACGGUGCAGAAGACUACUCCCCUGUCGAUGCUGCAGUCCGGCAGCCAGAGAGCCCUAAGAAUGAACAUCCUCAACCAGACAUUGAUCCAAACUACAGCACACACUACUCCUCUCACCCAGACAGCAGGUACCCACCUCAGCCGGACAGCAGGUACCCACCUCAGCCAGACAGCAGGUACCCACCUCAGCCGGACAGCAGGGACCCACCUCAGCCGGACAGCAGGUACCCACCUCAGCCGGACAGCAGGGACCCACCUCAGCCGGACAGCAGGUACCCACCUCAGCCGGACAGCAGGGACCCACCUCAGCCGGACAGCAGGUACCCACCUCAGCCGGACAGCAGGUACCCACCUCAGCCGGACAGCAGGUACCCACCUCAGCCGGACAGCAGGUACCCACCUCAGCCGGAUAGCAGGUACCCACCUCAACCGGAUAGCAGGUACCCACCUCAACCGGACAGCAGAUACCCACCCCGCACUGAUCAUCACAUCCCUGUACCUCCAGAGAGGUACCCCAUCACGCCAAUCCACAGACCCAGCACACCUGUCCAUCAGCCUGAGGGUCAUGUACACACAUCAGGCCCAGGGCUGCAUAUGAUCGCCCUGAACAGCCCUCAGGUGGGGAACAUGAGGGGCAUCCGUGGCGCAGACUUCCUGUGCUUCCAGCAAGCACGUGCCGCAGGUCUGAAGGGAACAUUUAGGGCUUUCCUUUCCUCCAAACUGCAGGAUCUCUACAGCAUCGUUCGCAAAUCUGACAGAAACACGCUGCCUAUUGUCAACCUCAAGGACCAAGUGCUAUUCAGCAGCUGGGAAUCACUGUUCGGUGAUUCAGAAGGCAGGAUGAAGACCAACGUACCCUUAUAUUCCUUUGACGGCAGGGACAUCCUCAGGGAUAGUGCUUGGCCAGAGAAGAUGAUCUGGCAUGGCUCCAGUGGGAAGGGUCACCGUCAAAUGGAUAACUACUGCGAGACGUGGAGGACGUCAGAUCACGCCGUGAUGGGUCUGGCCUCUUCUCUGCAGGCUGGCCAGCUCCUCCAGCAGAAACCCAACAGCUGCUCCAACAACUACAUAGUGCUGUGUAUCGAGAACAGCUAUAUCACACAGUCUAAGAAGUAAAUGAUCCAUCAGUCCAGAGUGCAGACCACAUUAGGUUAACUGUCUAUUUUUUUCCAAUUUUCCACCCUGUUAAUAAAGUGAAAAACAAAACAAAUAAAACAAAACAAAAAGAAAUUAAAAAUGACAGGGACUGGGUCUGCAUCACAGAGAGGCCGCCCACUGUCCUCUGGUUCCUUUUAUAAUGCCAACAAGACAGGCUGUUGGCGCUGUCUCCCGGCAUUGGCACAUAUUUUCCAGGAGGGGGUUUGAACCAGUGAGGACAGGAAAUACAGUGAGGCAGGGUUUUCAGUUGUAUUUUCCAUAUAAAAUUGUAUAUGAAAUGUUUGUCGCUCCUGUUGGUUUUUAUGUUUCUUUAUAAAAAAAAAUGUCUUAAGUGGUAUAUUUAACCAGUUUAGCUACAUAAGUUUGUGUAACACUGUUUUUGUCUAUUGCUUCCAUUUUCAUGCAAGGAUUUUUUGGAAAUUAAGGGGCAGACAUGUCUAAAACCAUUUUAGAUUUUACAAAGAGAGUAAAUAUUUAUUUUGUGCUUAAAACAAAAUACAAAAAAAGAACCCUAAGUGAUAAAUUUGAAACUGAAUACAGCUUUAUUCUAUUUUAGCUAGCACUUUUUGCUAAAUCUGUUUUCUAUAUAUGCAGGAGAAAGUGUGAAACUAAAAUAGGCUUUUCCCUAAACCAUGAACAACAAAGGGUGGAUUUUUGGUGGAGCCCCUGAAUUUUUCUUUAGCAAACAAAUGUCACUUGUAUGUAGACCAUAGGAUCAAAAUUCUAUGGAAAAAAAUUAUCAGUGGAAACAUAAUACGGAGUUUAUGAAUUUUCUGUUAUUGUUGUUUUUGUUCAUUCCAGACCACUUACUGUAUAAAGAAAAAAAAACAACAACAGUAUAAUUCCAGAAUAUUUCAGAGAACAGUAAAGGUGUUAAAGGUGCUUUUAAUAAAAAAAUACAGUAUCAGUAAUUUCAAACUGCAGUUAUUCACCACUGAGUGGGAAACUCAUUCAGUUGCUGCGUUUUGAAAAUUCGACAUGUACAUUUAGUACAGAGAGUAAUUUAUGAAAUGACGUCCUUUUAUAAUACGUCUGUGUGAAAUCUCGUAUGCUAACUCUGCUGUAGAGCUGGUUAUAUAAGUAUGGCCCUGUGGAACUCACACACUUUUUGUAACUAUUAUGUGCUUUAUCAUUUUUACAUGGCACUGAAUAAAUGAUUUUUCACCAUUCACAUAAAAAA